Messenger RNA from Sus scrofa (pig), 7076 nucleotides. NCBI's taxonomy places the organism in Eukaryota, Metazoa, Chordata, Mammalia, Artiodactyla, Suidae. The record is from RefSeq and is a predicted model, not a curated record.
GCAGCGGGUGUCAGGAGACCGGGGUGCCCGAGGGGCCCGGGCGGUGGCGCUCAGGACCCGGGCGGCCGGCGGCGGCGGCCCCGGGGCUGGGGGGAGUCCAGCCCGGAUAUUGAGUGCAGCCAUUGAGAAAAGCCAAACUCUUGUGUGUGUGCGUCUCGAAUAGCCCCCAAGAUGGCCGCCAAUGUGGGAUCGAUGUUUCAAUAUUGGAAGCGAUUUGAUCUACGGCGACUCCAGAAGGAGCUUAAUUCCGUCGCUUCCGAGCUGUCUGCACGGCAGGAGGAGAGUGAACAUUCUCAUAAACAUUUAAUUGAACUCCGCCGGGAAUUUAAGAAAAAUGUACCUGAGGAAAUCAGAGAGAUGGUGGCUCCUGUAUUAAAAAGCUUCCAAGCUGAGGUGGUGGCUCUUAGUAAGAGAAGUCAGGAGGCCGAAGCCGCUUUCCUGAGUGUUUACAAGCAAUUAAUUGAAGCACCAGACCCCGUGCCUGUGUUUGAAGUGGCACGCAGCCCAGACGAAAGACUGCAGCCCCCCAGCUUCGACCCCAGUGGGCAGCUGCGACGAGACCUCCACACUUCGUGGAAGAGACAUCCCGAGCUCCUCAGCCCCAAAGAGCAGAGAGAGGGGACGUCACCAGCCGGGCCCACCCUGACUGAGGGGAGCCACCUCCCAGGCAUUCCCAGCAAAGCCCUCCUGACAGAAACUUUGCUGCAGAGAAAUGAGGCAGAGAAACAAAAGGGCCUUCAAGAAGUACAAAUCACUUUGGCAGCCAGACUGGGGGAAGCCGAGGAGAAGAUCAAGGUCCUCCAUUCAGCGUUAAAGGCCACACAGACAGAGCUGCUGGAGCUGCGGCGGAAGUACGAUGAAGAGGCGGCAUCCAAGGCAGAUGAAGUCGGCCUGAUCAUGACCAACCUGGAGAAAGCAAAUCAGCGAGCCGAGGCCGCCCAGCGGGAGGUGGAAAGUCUUCGGGAACAGCUUGCUUCUGUCAACAGCUCCAUCCGCCUGGCCUGCUGCUCCCCUCAGGGACCCAGUGGGGAUAAGGUGAACUUCGCGCUGUGCUCGGGCCCUCGGCUUGAGGCUGCCCUGGCCUCCAAGGAUCGGGAGAUCCUGCGGCUGCUGAAGGAUGUGCAGCACCUCCAGAACUCUCUGCAGGAGCUGGAGGAGGCCUCCGCCAACCAGAUUGCAGACCUGGAGCGGCAGCUCACAGCCAAGUCUGAGGCCAUUGAAAAGCUGGAAGAGAAGCUCCAGGCGCAGUCUGACUAUGAAGAAAUUAAAACAGAGCUUAGCAUCCUGAAAGCCAUGAAGCUGGCCUCCAGCACCUGCAGCCUCCCCCAGGUGAGUGUCCCUCCUGAAGACUCACUGCUCAUGGCAAAGGAGGCCUUCUUCCCUGCACAGAAAUUCCUUCUGGAAAAGCCUGGUCUUUUGACCAGCCCUGAGGAGGACCCUUCGGAGGACGAUUCCAUCAAGGACUCUCUGGGCACGGAGCAGUCCUACCCGUCCCCUCCACAGCUCCCGCCAGCGCCAGGGCCUGAAGACCCCCUGUCCCCCAGCCCAGGGCAGCCUUUGCUGGGCCCCAGCCUGGGCCCUGACGGCCCUCGGACUUUCUCACUGUCCCCCUUCCCCAGCCUGGUUUCAGGGGAUAGACUAGCAGGGGACACGCUGCUGUCCAAGCACAUGAUGCCCCCGGCUGCCUUCAAGGGGGAGGCAGGCGGCCUGCUGGUGUUCCCCCCAGCCUUCUAUGGCGCCAAGCCUCCUGUAGCCCCUGCCACCCCAGCCCCUGGCCCCGAGCCGCCUGGGGGCCCUGAGCCAGCAGAGGGCGGUGGGGGCGGCACGGCCACAGCAGGGGCCGGAGCGGAGGAGGAACAGCUGGACACGGCAGAGAUCGCAUUCCAGGUGAAGGAGCAGCUGCUCAAACACAACAUCGGGCAGCGCGUGUUCGGCCACUACGUGCUGGGGCUGUCCCAGGGCUCGGUCAGCGAGAUCCUGGCCCGGCCUAAGCCCUGGCGCAAGCUCACGGUGAAGGGCAAGGAGCCCUUCAUCAAGAUGAAGCAGUUUCUGUCGGAUGAACAGAAUGUGCUGGCUCUGAGGACCAUCCAGGUGCGGCAGCGAGGCAGUAUCACCCCGAGAAUUCGCACGCCAGAGACCGGCUCGGACGAUGCCAUCAAGAGCAUCCUGGAGCAGGCCAAGAAGGAGAUUGAGUCACAGAAGGGGGGGGAGCCCAAGAACUCAACAGCCCCCCUGAGCAUCACCAAUGGCACAACCCCUGCCAGCACCUCAGAAGAUGCCAUCAAGAACAUUCUAGAGCAAGCACGCCGAGAGAUGCAAGCGCAGCAGCAGGCCCUGCUAGAGCUGGAGGCAGGCCCCCGGGGCCGCUCCGUGCCUCCCUCGCCCCCAGAGCGGCCCUCGAUGGCUGCGGUGAGCCAGAACGGGGCCCCGACCCACGUCAAGCAGGAGGACAGCAGUGUUGGCAGCGGUGGUGGUAUUGGCAGCAGUGGGACCAGCAGCAGCGCCACACAGACAUCCCUCACGGUCCUGUCCCCAGCCGCCUUCGUGCAAAGCAUCAUCCGGAAGGUCAAGUCGGAGAUUGGGGAUGCCGGCUACUUCGACCACCACUGGGCUUCGGACCGCGGCCUGCUCAGCCGCCCCUACGCCUCCGUCUCGCCCUCACUCUCCUCCUCCUCCUCCAGCUACUCCGGCCAGCCCAACGGGCGGGCCUGGCCCCGAGGGGACGAAGCCCCCGCAGCCCCGGAGGAUGAAGCAGCCGGGAGCGAGGAUGAGCCCCCCAGGGUGGGCGAGCUCAAAGCUGAGGGAGGUGGCCCCGAGGCGGGCAGUGGCGGGCGGCUGGCUUACUACCCGGCCUAUGUGCCCCGCACGCUGAAGCCCACCGUGCCGCCCCUGACACCUGAGCAGUACGAACUCUACAUGUACCGGGAGGUGGACACGCUGGAGCUGACACGUCAGGUCAAAGAGAAGCUGGCCAAGAACGGGAUCUGCCAGAGGAUCUUCGGGGAGAAGGUGCUGGGCCUGUCCCAGGGCAGUGUGAGUGACAUGCUGUCCCGGCCGAAGCCGUGGAGCAAGCUGACACAGAAGGGGCGGGAGCCCUUCAUCCGCAUGCAGCUGUGGCUCUCAGACCAGCUCGGCCAGGCCGUUGGCCAGCAGCCUAGCACGUCCCAGGCCAGUCCCACUGAAGCGAGGUCCUCGCCAUCCCCUCCCCCCAGUCCCACGGAUCCGCCAGAGAAGAGCUCCCAGGAGCCCUUGAGCCUGGCGCUGGAGAGCAGCAAGGAGAACCAGCAGCCGGAGGGCCGCUCCAGUUCCUCACUGGGUGGAAAGAUGUACUCGGGCAGCCAGACCACAGGGGGCAUCCAGGAGAUUGUGGCCAUGUCUCCUGAGCUGGACACGUACUCCAUCACCAAGAGGGUCAAAGAGGUCCUCACAGACAACAACCUAGGGCAGCGGCUAUUCGGGGAGAGCAUCCUGGGGCUGACGCAAGGUUCUGUGUCUGACCUGCUGUCCCGGCCUAAACCCUGGCACAAGCUGAGCCUGAAGGGGCGGGAGCCCUUUGUGCGCAUGCAGCUGUGGCUCAAUGACCCCCACAAUGUGGAGAAGCUGAGGGACAUGAAGAAGCUGGAAAAGAAAGCCUACCUGAAGCGCAGGUACGGCCUCAUCAGCACCAGCUCAGACAGUGAGUCUCCAGCCACCCGCUCCGAGUGCCCCAGCCCCUGCCUGCAGCCUCAGGACCUGAGCCUCCUGCAAAUCAAGAAGCCCCGAGUGGUGCUGGCCCCGGAGGAGAAGGAGGCGCUGCGGAAGGCCUACCAGCUGGAGCCCUACCCCUCCCAGCAGACCAUCGAGCUCCUGUCCUUCCAGCUCAACCUCAAGACCAACACCGUCAUCAACUGGUUCCACAACUACAGGUCCCGGAUGCGCCGGGAGAUGUUGGUGGAGGGGACCCAAGAGGAACCAGACCUUGACCCCAGUGGGGGUCCUGGCAUCCUACCGUCAGGCCACUCCCACCCAGACCCCACCCCACAGAGUCCUGACUCUGAAGCUGAGGACCAGAAGCCCCCUGUGAAGGAACUGAAGCUUCAGGAGGGUCCCAAGGAGAGUUUCACAGCCCUGCCCACCCAGGACAAGGCCCAGGUGAGGAUUAAGCAGGAACAGACUGAGGAUGCUGAGGAAGAGGCGGGCAGCCAGGACUCAAGGGAGCCGGACAAAGGCCAAGUUUCCCCCAAAGAGGUGCCUCCUGACCCUCUGGGUGAUGGCGGACUCCCACAAGCAGCCCCAGGGCUCCUCCUUCCAGGCGGGACCACUUCAGCCUGCCCCUCGCUCCAGCCCCUCCAGGAGGGCGAGGGCGGGGAGCGGCUACACCCGGACCCUCUAAGCUUCAAGUCGGCCUCGGAGUCCUCGCGCUGCAGCCUAGAGGUGUCACUGAACUCGCCUUCGGCUGCCUCCUCGCCAGGCCUCAUGAUGUCCGUGUCACCUGUCCCCUCCUCUUCAGCCCCCAUCUCCCCAUCCCCGCCCGGCACCACCCCUGCCAAAGUGCCGAGUGCCAGCCCCACUGCCGACACAGCCGGGGCCUUGCACCCCAGCACCAAGGUGAACCCCAACUUGCAGCGGCGGCACGAGAAGAUGGCCAACCUGAACAGCAUCAUCUACCGGCUAGAAAGGGCUGCUAAUCGGGAGGAAGCCCUGGAGUGGGAGUUCUAAGGUGCGGGCGAGGGGCACACCUGGGGGCCGCCUUCCCUCCCUCCCUCUCCAGACAGGGCGGCAUGGAAACUUGGACAGCAGUGUCAUGCCUUUUGUCUUUUGUUGUAAUCCUAGUUCUAUGAAAUGAGAGAGCAGGUUGGGGCAGGUGCCUCUGCCUCCUCUUUUCAGCAUCCCUGCCCCAGGGGGCACCCUCUUCUCCACCCUGGCCUCCUGCAGCAGCAGAAGCAAAGUGGCGCCACGUUUUCACCUGGAAACUCCAAACUCUUUUAGAAAAAUAAAUAAAUAUUUAUAGACCUCUUUUAGAUAUUUUAAUAAAGGAUCCUUUGGAAUUUAUUCCCAGCCGAUGCUCUUUUGAUAUUACAGAGAGUUAUAAAAUCAGGAUGCUGUCACAACUGUUGCGAAGUAUACACUGAAGUUGUGUCAUUUUUGCCACUAGAUGAGAUUAAAAGGAGACAAUUUGUUCAAAGCCAUCACAAAACACUCUAAGACUGACCAAAAUUUAGAUAACCUUUGAACCGCGGUUUUUUCCCACGUCUGUGAGACACAGUGCAUUGCUACUGCCCUUCCAGAGACCGUGUUGAACAAAGAAAGUCCAAAAGACUCUAAAUGAAAACCUUGAUGCCGUUGAGGAUGUGUUUCAUUCUGGUGGUCUGUUUUGCAACCAUGAUGACAGAAUGUCCCCUGCCGUUAUAAAUGCUAUAGAGAUGUGGGCUGUGGCCGGCCAUCCCGAGAUGUAACAUGGCAUAAGACAAACUGCUACACUCCCUCUAGUCAGAAACCUGUGGACCGUGGGGGCUGGACAUCCAUCUCAUCCAUCUGUAGACAAGAUGUGCUUCCGAAUCCUUUGGAAAGCCAGAUUGGGGGGCGGGGUGCAGGCGAUCGGAGGGUGGCACUUAAACUAGAGUGACCCCAUUCCCCAACCUGAAUCGUGGCCACACACAGGAAAUUUCCCCACUGGCUUUCCAGAGCAGGACUGUGGCUGCCACCUUCCCCUCCUCGUGUUUUGAGAAAACAGCAGCGUUGGUCAUCUAACAAGCACCCAGCUCAGCACCGGGCACCAAAAAGUAGAUUCAUUCAACUAGAGACCCCAGCUCCCCUUCUCACCAUUUUCUUUCUCAAGUUGACUGGUGCUUUCUGGAAGGUGUCUGCGCCUCCAAGUUUAUGAAGAAUGAAGCUAAAAGGUUGAUUGACCACAGCAUGACCACCAUAUCCCGAUCUCCAAGUCCAUCCUCCCGCCUUCUAACACGUGACGUUUUGGGGAAUGGAGACUUAAACCCCAACUCAGAGAAGCCCUCCCUCCAGCAUCUUCGUUGUCCUGGUUUCUAGGGAGAGAGUUCCCAAUUUGAAUGGAACAGCCACCAUAGUGGCUGUUGACUCUCUCCUGGUUUUUUGUUUUUUCAUUUUUUUGGCCAUCUCGUGGCAUGUGGAGUUGCCAGGCCAGGGAUCAGAUCCGAGCCACCAUUGCAACCUGUGCCACAGUGUGGCGACCUGACCCACUGUGCUAGACCAAGGAUCGAACCUGCGUCAUGACGCAGCAGAGACACCAAUCCUAUUGCACCACAGCAGGAACUCCUCUCCCCAUUUUUAUUUUACUGUUUCUUUUAUUUUUCUCAAACUCUGUGGGGAAGCUGAGUUGGGUGACUUUGCAGCUGAAUCAAGAAUGACGAUGAAAAGGUGGUCAUAGUGGUGCCAACCCAAUGCCUGGGGGUUUCAAGGAUACAGCGAACAUUUCGGAACUCAGGCCAACAAAAUCCAGUGACCAGAAGGGGACAGUUGAGGGCCGUUCCAGAAAUCUCAACUCUCAUGCACCCAGCCCAGGCUGCAGUCUCCACACCAGUCAAUGAAGAGCAACGCAAACCCUGCAGGAAAAACCUCCUUUUCCAUACACCCAGGCUAUGCAUUGAAGAGUUUUCCACUGUAUACAUUUUUAUCCAGAUGAAGGUAUUUUUGUAUUUUGACAAUAGGAAACAGUGACCAAUUUUCAGAGUCAUCAAAUCUGGAACAAAUGAAACAUCUCCCUUUAGCCACCGCUGCCCUGUCCCAAUUAAGGCACCCAUGGGGGACACACCACUUUUUACUGUUGAAACCCACACAACAUUGAAAUCCAGGCUUACAUGCAGACUGCAGUUGUUAGAGGACUAAAUCUGGCUUUUGUGUGACGGGAUUUGAUUAAGCACUUAGUAUAGUCUUUUGAACGCGGAAAUCCUGUUGUACUUAAAGCUAGCAGACCCGUGAACAACUUUGUCAGGUUCACGUCCUAUAACGGUAAACAGAACAAAAACCCACAAAACCGUUUCUAUGAGAGAUUGAUGAACUUUGUUUAAAUUAAAAAAAAAAAAAAAGGAACACGUUCUGUAAUAAACACGUCGCUCAAUACA